Molecule: messenger RNA, 731 nt
Organism: Aphis gossypii (cotton aphid)
Lineage: Eukaryota; Metazoa; Arthropoda; Insecta; Hemiptera; Aphididae
Exons: 3
Coding region: 106-612 (168 amino acids)
Biological process (GO): cellular response to amino acid stimulus; cholesterol homeostasis; endosomal transport
Cellular component (GO): Ragulator complex; membrane raft; late endosome membrane
Molecular function (GO): molecular adaptor activity; guanyl-nucleotide exchange factor activity
Source: RefSeq, a predicted model, not a curated record
GCAUGCAAUUGUACGAAUAUGUUUGAUACGAUUGUUGUGCAGUACUGAAGUAUAACGUUCCUUUUGCUUUGUCGUUGGAGUUUGUUGUGAUCACACCCGUUUACCAUGGGAGCGUGCUGUAGUUGGUGCAAAGAAGAGGAUGCAUACGCUGCUGUUGAUCAAGAACGAACUCAUUUGUUGAUUGAUCCAGAUUGUAACAACACAAGCGUUCAACGUGGAGGUAUACCUGAAGACUAUCAUUAUGGAUCGCUACCCAAAGAAUCUGAAGAGCAAGCUGGAUUAAAUCGUAUAUUAGAAGAGAUAUCAACAAAUGUUAUUGAUGUUGGCCAAUUACACAAUUGUAUUGAUCAACAAGAGGUGAUAGAACGUCAAAACCUUUAUUGUGCUAAACUGCAAAUUGUACCUCUUUCAUCUGUAGCUAAUACUAUUGUUAGUUUGAGGCAAAUGCCGGUAUGCCUACUAAAAGAUGUUCCUGGUCCAGAGAAAGUACUGUCUAGAAAUAUAGGACUACCAGAAAACUAUCGUCACAUAAUGGCUUGUGUAAACGAUAUACAAAGACACUUAUCUAUGAUGAGUGUGGAACACAAGGGUGAUUUAGUAGUUCCAUUUUGAAAUGGAUACAUACUGUUUUGUAAUAUGUAUUUCAAUUUAUCAUUUAUAUAUUAUAUAAGUAUUUUAAAUAUUUAUACAUUAUUAUUAUUAUUAUUAUAUUAUACAUGAACAUAAAAAUA